CGAUCAAAAGUUCACUCACUCCCCCCAUGGGCACUCUGCGCGUUAUCAGUCCAUCCUGAUCUGUUGUAACAUGAGGACGGCCUUCUGGGUUGGCCGCCAAUGUCUCCGUCAAGGACCGCGUGCCUCAGCAUCUUUCGUGUUCCGAGCUUCCACGCGCCGUUUCUUCACCUCCGGUGACGCCUCCUUCUUCCGCCGACAUUUCGCAACCCCACGAUUCCCUCACAAGACGAUAUUAUGGUCGGGAGCUGGUGGUGCUGCAUUGAGCCCUCUUGCACUGGUCGCGAUUGGAAACAAUGCAACCAACGGGGGCGAGCAGACUCAUGAAGAGGCAAUGUUGGAGGUGUCACGCAAAGAAUUGAGCGAACAAGUUCCGAAAUCUUUGGAGAGUUCCACCAAAUAUCGUCGAGGAAUUUACUUCUUUAUCGAAGAUUACAUUGUCGAGCCGAUAUGUACUGGCCUACGCUUUCUACACCUCGUCGUAAUCUUUGUGCCAGUAAUAGUGACGAUUCCCGUUAUAUGGCUAGGGCAGAGGCAGCCGAGUCAGGACAACGAAAGGAGUGGCACAAUAUGGUGGUAUGGGUUUCUCGUGAAAUCAAUGGAGCGGGCAGGUGCGGCGUUCAUCAAACUUGGGCAAUGGGCCGCCUCAAGAUCCGACAUCUUCCCCAGCGAAAUGUGCAAGACCAUGUCAAUGCUUCAUUCUCACGCUCCCGCACACUCCCUCGAGACUACGAAACGAACGGUGGAAAAGGCCUUCGGUGGCCGAAAAUUCGAAGACAUAUUCGAGGAGUUUGACGAGACACCAUUGGGUGUCGGAGCUAUUGCGCAAGUUUAUAAAGCAAGAUUGAAGCCAGAUCUGGCUACCUUGGUAGAUCACGAGAAGGACUUUGAACCUCCGAAUCUACGACAGCGGAUAAAGAAGAACGUAGAUGUCACACUGAAGGAUAUUCCGCACAGGGUGCCGUCUAGCCAUGUUGCUAUAAAAGUGCUGCACCCAAAUGUGGAACGAGUUGUGCGCAGGGACUUGCGCAUCAUGGGCUUCUUCGCGACCAUCAUUAACGCAAUCCCUACCAUGGAAUGGCUGUCUUUCCCGGAUGAGGUCGCGCAAUUCGGCGAGAUGAUGAGACUACAACUCGAUUUACGUAUUGAGGCUGCGAACUUGACCUUGUUCCGACAAAACUUUAAGCAUCGCACCACGGCCUGGUUUCCAUAUCCAUACACAGAGUACACGACACGCAACGUCCUCAUCGAGGAGUUCGCACAAGGCAUUCCCCUAGAGGACUUUCUACAGAAUGGAGGCGGACCUUUCCAAGAAGAUAUUGCCAACGAGGGCCUCAAUGAUUUCUUGACCAUGGUAUUGAUUGACAAUUUCAUUCACGCCGAUCUGCACCCCGGGAACAUCAUGGUUCGAUUUUACAAACCGGAGACGUUGGAUGUACCCAUGCUCAGUCGUAAAGAGGACCGCACGACUGGCCCAGAAAACUCAGUCGACGUCACCGAAGACGUACUUCGUAGAUUGAGGCCGUUCAAGAAGGAUCCUGAACAGUGGCGGCAGCGCCUAGAGGAAAUAGACAAUGAAGGUUUCCGACCGCAAAUUAUCUUCAUUGACACUGGCUUGGUGACAGAGCUGAAUGCCACGAAUCGCGCCAACUUCUUGGACCUAUUCAAAGCAGUGGCAGAAUUUGAUGGAUACAAGGCUGGCCAUCUCAUGGUGGAACGGUGCAGACAGCCCGAGGCAGUCAUUGACGCUGAAGUGUUUGCCCUGCGUAUGCAGCACUUGGUGCUGGGUGUGAAGAGCAGGACAUUUGCGUUGGGCAACAUUAAGAUUGGCGAUAUCCUGAAUGAAGUGUUGUCCAUGGUACGAACACAUCAUGUCCGCCUUGAAGGGGACUUUGUGAACGUUGUGCUCAGCAUAUUAUUAUUAGAAGGGAUUGGCCGAAGUCUGAAUCCGAAUCUGGAUCUGUUCGCAGGCGCUCUUCCCAUUCUGCGCCAGCUGGGCGCACAAAGUGGAUCAACUAUGAUUCGAGGUGGGGAUUUUUCCAUGCUGAGGGUAUGGGUUGGUCUUGAAGCCCGCAGCUUCUUGCAAGCAUCUGUUGAAUCAGUUGAACGAUGUGUGAAGUACGAUCAACUGUCACCGAACAUAUAA
Messenger RNA from Periconia digitata, 2143 nucleotides. NCBI's taxonomy places the organism in Eukaryota, Fungi, Ascomycota, Dothideomycetes, Pleosporales, Periconiaceae. The record is from the annotation of a GenBank genome assembly.